Molecule: messenger RNA, 2682 nt
Organism: Anopheles funestus (African malaria mosquito)
Lineage: Eukaryota; Metazoa; Arthropoda; Insecta; Diptera; Culicidae
Gene: Fcp1
Product: RNA polymerase II subunit A C-terminal domain phosphatase
Exons: 4
Coding region: 145-2622 (825 amino acids)
Cellular component (GO): nucleus
Molecular function (GO): RNA polymerase II CTD heptapeptide repeat phosphatase activity
Source: RefSeq, a predicted model, not a curated record
CUAACCGUAACGACAAUUUACAGCUCAUUCAAGGGUUAUGGGAAAAUGAAGCAAGCUGACAAGUUGGCUGGCAACCCGGCCAUAACACAAUAUGUCAGCUAGCAUUUCGUCGAGCAUUCUGGCAGGGGCGAAAAGUGACAAAAAAUGGCCGAUCCAAAUCAAAACAUCAUUUGCGCUCCGGACGAUUGUGCGAUAAAAAUUAGCAAAUGGAAAGUGCGCGAGGGAUUUCCGGUGACCAGUGGCAGCAUUAUAUUGUUCUACGAGCAGCUAGAUGGAAGCGAUAAGGAAGUAAAGCGGUUAAAGGCCACACAGAGUGGCGUUGUAAAGAAGCGCCUAGCACGAGAAGGCGCAACCGUGGCGAAAGGAAAGCCGGUACUCGAACUCGGACAAUGUAGCCAUAUGACGGUUAUAAAGGACAUGUGCGCUGAUUGUGGUGCGGAUCUGCGUCAGGAUGAACCGAGCAGCUGCUCGAAGGCUUCCGUUCCGAUGAUCCAUUCGGUGCCGGAGUUGAAAGUGACGGAAACGCUCGCCAAAAAGCUUGGACAAGCCGACACGGAAAGGUUGCUGAGUGAUCGAAAGUUAGUGUUGCUGGUGGAUCUUGACCAAACGCUCAUUCACACCACGAACGAUAAUGUGCCAAACAACUUGAAGGAUGUGUACCAUUUUCAACUGUACGGCCCAAAUUCGCCCUGGUACCACACGAGACUUCGUCCAGGUGCGCUAGAGUUUCUGGCAAAAAUGCACCCGUACUACGAGCUGCACAUAUGUACCUUUGGAGCGCGCAAUUACGCUCACAUGAUCGCACAAUUUCUCGAUAAGGAUGGAAACUUUUUCUCCCAUCGCAUUCUCUCCCGAGACGAAUGUUUUAAUGCGACCAGCAAAACGGAUAACUUGAAAGCGCUGUUUCCAUGCGGCGACUCGAUGGUGUGCAUCAUUGAUGAUCGAGAAGAUGUAUGGAACAUGGCAUCCAACUUGAUACAGGUUAAACCGUACCAUUUCUUUCAACACACCGGUGACAUCAAUGCUCCGCCCGGCAUGUCGAAGAACGAGCUCGAUGGCAAGGGUGUAGACUUCAAGGAGCUCAUGAACCAGUCGUUAAAAGAGAAAAAAGCUAAAGAUGCCGCUACUGAAGAUCGUCCACCAACGCCGAAAAUACAAACGCAAGAAGGUGGAAAGCAACCGUGUGAGAAAAGCAUGCCCGAGCAUGCGCUGGACGAUAAGGUAGAAGACGAGCCGACCACGGUGGAGACGGCAAGCCAAGAUGAAAAGAGCAAAGAAGAUGAAAUGCGUCCAGAGGCUGAGAAAGUGGAAACUUCUGUUACUAUUAGCAAGGAGCUGAAGGAGGAGGACAUAACAGAAAACAAACUUAUUGUAAAUGAAGCAAAGGAAGAGCUGCUUUUAGAAAAGGAAGUCGAGAAAGAAGCUGAAGUGCGACCUGCACAGUUGGAGAAACAAAAAGAACUUCAGGCAAAGGAUGAAGUAAAAGAUACUGCAACCGAAACCGAUAAGCAAGAGGAACCGCCAGGCGACAACGAGAGCUUAGCGGAAAGUUUUGCCAAAGAAGAGGAGAAAUCUGCCACAAAUUCCAAGCAAGAGAAAGAUUUAAUCGAAGUGGAAGAUCCGGACGAUUAUUUGCUCUAUCUCGAGCACAUUUUGCUGAAGAUCCAUAAAAUGUUCUACGAAGAGUACGACAAAACACAAACCAUUUCCGAUCUAAAGCAGCUGAUACCGAGAGUAAAAGCUCGCGUGCUUGUGGGUAUGCGGCUUUGUUUCUCCGGUCUCAUACCGAACAAUGUAAAGCUAGAGCAAAGUAAGGCGUACCUGAUAGCACGAAGUUUGGGUGCUGACGUAACGCAGAAUCUGGAACCAACCACCACGCAUCUGGUUGCAGUUACAAUCGGUACCUCGAAAGUAAACAAUGCUCGCAAGAACGCACAAAUAAAAAUCGUCACCCCCGAGUGGCUGUGGUCGUGUGCGGAGCGAUGGGAACAUGUGGAAGAGCUGUUGUAUCCGCUGAAAGCAUCAAAUCCAGCCAAAAUGCGGCAGCCACCUCCACACUGUCACAGUCCAGAGCACGCUGUUAAUUAUGGAGCAAUGACAAAGUCACGAGAAGAGCCGAAGUUUAUGGACACGGUGAAUCCAUUGUUAAGCUUUUCAAAUGACGAUCUGGACGCAAUGAACAAUGAUUUCGACGACUUCUUCGAAUCGGACGAUAGCAGUAGCGAUGACGAACCGGUAGACAUUGAAAACCCGCCCAUGGAAAAGUCACUGCGUAAGAGGAAACGCGUCGAAGAGAUUGAAACUAACCGUGGGCGGCACAACAUUUUCCGGAAGCGCACUGAAGAAGAAGAAGACGGGCAGAAGGAGGAGGAGAAGAGACGCAUCCUGAAGUACGACAAUCCCGAACAGAAUGACGAAAACAGCCAAACUAAUGCAUCAUCGUCUAAUGAUGAAGACGAGAGUCCGAGUGCAAAGUUUCGGCGUGGUGAAGAUUUACCAUCCGACCUGGAUAUGGGGUCAAACAGCGAAGGAAGCAACGAACCGAUAGAUGAUGUCGACGAUGGAGAUUGGAAUAUGAUGGGAGCGGCACUGGAAAGAGAAUUUCUAGGGUUGGAUGAUUAACUUAAUUCAGGAGCACUAAUUGAAGUAAAAUGAAUACAGAUGAAUUCGGUAAAGUCUCUA